Messenger RNA from Periconia digitata, 1215 nucleotides. Lineage: Eukaryota; Fungi; Ascomycota; Dothideomycetes; Pleosporales; Periconiaceae. The record is from the annotation of a GenBank genome assembly.
CCCAGUAGCACAAUGGCCGACGACGAUAAUUUUGAUAUCGACAUCUAUGGCGAUGACUCUGGUCAGACCUACCAGGACUCUAGUACCCAGCAGAAUGGAGCGCAAGCCGAUGCUGCCAUGCACACCGAUGAACCAGCUGGCAAUGACACUGCAAAGUCGGAUAAUACAGGGGCCGCGGUGAAAGCGGAGGGUGCUGACGGUGGAGCCAACGCCGAAGAACACCAUGAGAACGAGACACAGCAGAUCUCCAGUACUGGUGCAUCGGCAAACAACCAAGCUUUUCAACGACAAGCACCACAGCAGCAAGGCACGAAGCGCAAGCAGGGUGAGGAUGACGAUAGGCCCAUGGAUCCCGGAGCAACUGCCGCGCUUAUGAUUAAUGAUCUGAACUGGUGGAUUAGUGAGGAAGAUGUUCGCGGUUGGGCCAACCAAAGCGGCUGCGAGGACGAGUUGAAUGAAAUCACAUUCAACGAGCACAAGGUCAACGGCAAAAGCAAAGGACAAGUCUACGUACAACUGCAAACUCCUCAAGCUGCGACCGCUCUCAAGCAUCAGAUAGACACGCUCUACCAAGACCAAGCGCAUGCGAAGAAACCCACUGCCGUGUUCAAUCCCCCGCACAUCAAUCCUUUCAAGACACUUCCCAAGGACGUGCCUCAACGUGACAAGAAUCGUGGUGACCGAUCGUCCUCGUCAAAUUACAACAACCAAGGAGGGCAAGGAGGCAACUUCAACAGGUUCAACAACCAGCGGGGCAACUUCAACAAUCGCGGCGGUAACAUGGGCUUCCAAAACCGUAAUUUCUCGGGUCCUGGCGGUAAUAUGGGUAACUUCAAUGGCAGUCCUGCCCCGAUGGCUAACUUCGGUGGAGGAGGCCCUAUGGGCGGAAUGAACAACUUCAAUGGCGGAUUCAAUCGUGGAGGCGGCAUGAUGGGCGGCAUGCGAGGCGGUAUGAACAACCGCGGCCGUGGAGGAGGUAUGAUGGGGGGCAACAUGGGCGGAAUGAACAUGCCCAUGGGAGGUAACAUGAUGGGUGGUAUGGGCGGCGGUAUGAUGGGUAUGGGUGGAAAUAUGGGGAUGAUGGGAGGAAUGGGAGGUCCGGGAGGUUUUGGCGGAAACCAAGCACAAUUCAAUCCUGCUUUCUUUGGUCAGAACCAAGGUGGUGGUGAUGGGAACUGGAACCCUCACGGCAACAAACGGCCACGACCGGAGUAG